CUUUGAUUUUGUGUGUCUGCCUUCGUGUCCUUGCAAGCACUCCUCCUCCAACAAGAUGGCGAGCGCUAUCAUGGCAGCGUUCAAUAAAAUCCGGCCGAAGCCGGUCACCAGCUUGUCACCAACCGGGUUGGGAGAAAACCCCGAGCUGCCGGACAGGUUUUUGCGUACCGGCGACGCGCCGCAGAACGAGACGCUGACAGCGUUACUCGAACGCAGCUACGAGGCGACAGCCCGGAGCAGCGCCGCUUUUCGGUACGCGCGGCGGUCGCUCGGACACGCCGAUGACCUGCACGUGGACACGAGUCAGUUUUUGGAGCGGCUUGCCUACCUGCGACAGUACCCCGAGGACUUCUGCGAUGCGAGGCCGGUGCACGUACCCACGGCGUCUGAAACGGCCGUCUUGGUCGUGAAUCCGGCAUCGGAGCUCGAGGAGGAUUUGGACGAGCUUGCAAACGAGCAGGGGGAGGGCCCGAUCGACCGUGCGCGGCUGCGCGAGAAAAUUCGGGCGAAGCAGCAGGCCGCCGGGCUCUUGCCGCCCGGUGCGGAGGGCGAUAAAGACGGCGGGGAUUUGGCGGAGCUGCAAAAGAAGAAGUAUGACAGGAUGUUGAAGAACGGAGCGCAGUUAGUGGAGAGCGCGAAGCAACAAGAGACGAAGGAUGCUACGGAAGAGCGGGGCCAAGUAGCAGAAUUGUUGAAGGGCGGGAAAAGUGUGGGACCACGGGAUACUAGGUCCGCAGUAGCAGCAGGCGCAAGUUUGUUCCUCGAUGUGGGAAGAACUGGUGACGGCACGACCGAAAUCUGCACGUCGCAAGGAGUCUGUCGUGCCACUCGAAGUUCUUUCCCUCUGAAAACGAGGCUUCGGACCACUUUCGUUCCAACUGUACCGGUCUGCGCACAUCAUCAAGUGAACAACCAUCACGUAGCCACCGUGCGUCACAGAAGAACCGAGCCAAGAAUGGAAGUUACAACCUCAUCGAUCUUUGCGUCGGAUCAGCCUGCUUUGCCCGUUGGAGUGAUUGCAAAAGCACUUGGAUAUUACACAGAGCCUUGGUGGCUAGUACGUUUUCGCUAGAUGUUGAGCAAGAACUUAAGUAAGUCGUUUUUCUUUGAACACUUACUCGUACUAAACUUCCCUCGCAGAGUUUCCGUCGCAGGGCUCAUUAAAAAUGGGCGUCUACCAGAGAUAUCCUGACGAGCUAGGAAGCGUGAGGAAGAAAAGAAGUGUAAGGAAAAAAACAAAAACCGAACAUAGUACCAUUUCAAACGUUCUUCGCAAUGAACGAGCGACCGUUUGAAAAAAG
Molecule: messenger RNA, 1301 nt
Organism: Amoebophrya sp. A120
Lineage: Eukaryota; Dinophyceae; Syndiniales; Amoebophryaceae
Source: the annotation of a GenBank genome assembly